CGCUCCCGUCGCUGCCCGGUGGCAAAGGGAAGGGGGUGAGGAAACGAGGACUGGUGUAAAGCAGCCCAUCGCCCCUGCCGGCGGCCGCCUCCCUCUGCCCGUGAGGGGGGCUCUUUCCGCGUGGGGAAGGGGCAGGAUGAGCUUGCGGAGUUGUGCUGGGCUUUCCCCUUCCUUUCUGAGGAGCUGCUGAAGCGGAUUUUUCCUUCCUUCCUUUUUUGUUUUGUCUGAUGCAGAAUCCCAGUGGCGAGGCAGCCUCCUUCUCUCCUUGCCUCCCUUCCCUCUGCCCCUGCGGUGUGUAGAGAGGGAGAGGCAUCAAUGGAAAAGCUGCAGUACGCCUAGAUGGGCUCUCGGAUGCGUCUUUUUCUUGAAAGGAGAAGAUAAAUCCCAGCUACCAGCACAUUGACUUCUCUGCUGGUGAAAAUGGGGUUCACUUACUCCACCUAAAUCCUUGGAGCGUUGCAGAGAGUUGCUACAGUGAAGGACUUAUAUUUUUUUUUUUUUGCAUCGGAGGAGUUACUUUGAUGCUAACCAUUUUUUUGUAAAAUGGAGAACGAAAUAUUCACACCCCUUUUGGAGCAGUUCAUGUCCAGCCCUCUUGUCACCUGGGUUAAGACAUUUGGACCGUUAGCUGGAGGAAACGGGACCAACCUGGAAGAAUAUGUGGCACUAGUGGAUGGUGUGUUUCUGAACGAAGUCAUGCUGCAAAUUAACCCAAAGUCUGCUAAUCAGAGGAUAAACAAAAAAGUAAACAAUGAUGCAUCGUUAAGGAUUCAAAAUUUGUCAAUAUUGGUGAAACAAAUAAAAACUUAUUAUCAGGAGAAUUUGCAGCAGUUGAUCAUGAUGUCUCUGCCAAAUGUAUUAAUAAUUGGCAAAAAUCCUUUUUCUGAGCCAGGUACUGAAGAAAUAAAAAAGCUCCUCCUUCUUUUGCUUGGUUGUGCCGUUCAGUGUCAGAAAAAAGAAGAAUUUAUAGAAAGAAUCCAAGGUCUGGAUUUUGACACAAGAGCAGCUGUUGCAGCCCAUAUUCAAGAGGUAACUCAUAAUCAGGAAAACGUGUUUGAUCUGCAGUGGGUGGACGUCAUUGUAUUGACACAAGAAUACGUUGAACCUCUCUUGAAAAAUAUGGCAGUGCAUUUAAAAAGGCUUAUAGAUGAAAGAGAUGAGCACUCAGAGACUAUCAUAGAACUCUCAGAAGAACGGGACUGUCUCCGUUUUCUACCUCAUGCAUCGGCAGCACAAUCACCUUGUGGAUCUCCUGGCAUGAAGCGCACUGAAAGCCGACAGCACCUGUCAGUAGAGCUAGCAGACGCCAAAGCAAAGAUAAGGCGGCUUAGGCAAGAGCUAGAGGAAAAGACUGAGCAGUUGCUUGACUGUAAACAGGAACUUGAACAGAUGGAAGCUGAACUCAAGAGAUUUCAGCAAGAGAACAUGAAUUUACUCUCAGAUGCUCGUUCUGCCAGAGUGUAUAGAGAUGAAUUAGAUGCUCUUCGUGAGAAGGCAAUUCGAGUCGACAAGCUUGAAAGUGAAGUCAGCCGGUAUAAAGAGAGGCUGCAUGAUAUUGAAUUCUACAAAGCUAGAGUGGAGGAGUUAAAGGAAGACAAUCAAGUGUUGCUAGAAACAAAGACAAUGUUGGAAGAUCAAUUGGAGGGGACCCGAGCCCGUUCUGAUAAAUUACAUGAGUUAGAAAAAGAGAAUCUACAAUUAAAAGCUAAGUUACAUGAUAUGGAGAUGGAGCGUGAUAUGGAUAGAAAGAAGAUUGAGGAACUCAUGGAAGAAAAUAUGACUCUAGAAAUGGCUCAGAAACAAAGUAUGGAUGAAUCGUUACAUCUUGGCUGGGAACUUGAACAGAUAAAUAGGACUACUGAAAUUUCUGAAGUGCCACAGAAAUCACUUGGUCAUGAAGUGAAUGAACUGACAUCAAGCAGAUUACUGAAGUUGGAGAUGGAAAACCAAAGUUUGCUGAAGACAGUGGAAGAACUGCAAAGUGCAGUGGGAUCUGUAGAAGGCAGUAGUUCCAGGAUUCUGAAAAUGGAAAAAGAAAACCAAAGACUUAGCAAAAAGCUUGAAGAGCUAGAGAAUGAAAUUAGCCAAGAGAAACAAAGUCUUCAGAAUAGUCAAAAUUUGAGUAAAGAUUUGAUGAAAGAAAAAGCACAGCUUGAAAAGACACUUGAAGCACUUCGAGAAAACUCAGAGCGACAAGUUAAGCUAUUAGAACAAGAAAAUGAACAUUUGAAUCAGACUGUAGCUUCUCUGAGACAACGCUCACAAAUCAGUGCUGAGGCAAGAAUGAAGGAAAUAGAAAAAGAAAAUAAAAUCCUUCAUGAGUCUAUUAAAGAGACCAGCAGUAAGUUAAAUAAGAUUGAAUUUGAAAAGAAGCAAGUCAGGAAAGAACUGGAACAUUAUAAAGAGAAAGGGGAGAGAGCAGAAGAACUUGAGAAUGAGCUGCAUCAUCUGGAGAAGGAAAAUGAAUUGUUACAGAAAAAAAUUACUAACUUAAAAAUCACUUGUGAGAAGAUUGAGGCCUUAGAACAGGAAAACUCAGACUUGGAAAUGGAAAACAGAAAACUCAAAAAAACUUUGGAUAGCCUAAAAAAUCUCACUUUUCAAUUAGAAUCCUUGGAAAAGGAGAAUUCACAACUCGAUGAAGAAAACUUGGAAUUAAGAAGAACAAUUGAAUCCUUGAAGUGUACAAAUAUUAAAGUGGCGCAAUUACAGUUAGAAAAUAAGGAACUGGAGAGUGAAAAGGAGCAACUUAAAAAAAGCCUUGAACUCAUGAAAGCCUCGUUUAAGAAAACUGAACGCUUGGAAGUCAGCUACCAAGGCCUAGACACAGAAAACCAAAGGCUACAGAAAGCCCUUGAAAACAGCAAUAAGAAGAUUCAGCAAUUAGAAAGUGAAUUACAAGACUUGGAGUCUGAAAAUCAGACUCUGCAAAAGAACUUAGAAGAGUUAAAAAUCUCUAGUAAGCGCCUAGAGCAAUUGGAAAAGGAGAAUAAGUUGUUAGAACAAGAGACUUCUCAACUCGAAAAAGAUAAGAAGCAGCUGGAAAAAGAAAAUAAAAGACUUCGACAACAAGCAGAAAUUAAAGAUAGUACUUUAGAAGAAAAUAACGUAAAAAUUAGUAAUCUGGAAAAGGAAAAUAAGUCUCUGUUUAAAGAAAUAGUUGUAUAUAAGGAGUCAUGUGUACGCCUGAAAGAACUAGAAAAAGAAAAUAAAGAACUUGUGAAAAGGGCUACCAUUGAUAAGAAAACCCUUGUCACUUUACGAGAGGACUUGGUCAAUGAAAAAUUGAAGACUCAACAAAUGAACAAUGAUCUAGAAAAACUUGCCCAUGAACUUGAAAAAAUAGGUUUAAACAAGGAGCGUCUCUUGCAUGACGAACAGAGCAGUGAUGACAGUAGGUACAAGCUUUUGGAGUCAAAAUUAGAAUCCACACUUAAGAAGUCUCUUGAAAUAAAAGAAGAAAAAAUCGCUGCUCUGGAGGCUCGUUUAGAAGAAUCAACAAAUUUAAACCAGCAGCUCCGUCAGGAACUUAAAACAGUGAAAAAGAACUAUGAAGCUCUUAAGCAGAGACAAGAAGAGGAACGAAUGGUUCAGAAUUCUCCUCCAAGAAGUGGAGAAGAAAAUCAACCUGUCAAUAAGUGGGAGAAAGAAAAUCAGGAAACUACUAGAGAAUUAUUGAAAGUUAAAGAUAGAUUAAUCGAAGUGGAAAGGAAUAACGCUACACUGCAGGCAGAGAAGCAAGCACUGAAGACACAAUUAAAGCAACUUGAGACACAGAAUAGCAAUCUGCAGGCUCAGAUUCUUGCACUCCAGAAACAGACUGUUUCUCUACAGGAACAAAAUACAACUCUGCAAACUCAAAAUGCCAAACUGCAGGUUGAAAAUUCCACCCUUAAUUCUCAAAGCACAUCUCUUAUGAAUCAAAAUGCACAACUGCUGAUUCAACAGUCUGCUCUGGAAAAUGAAAACGAAUGUGUGCUCAAGGAACGUGAGGAUCUGAAAUCAUUGUAUGAUUCGCUUCUCAAAGAUCAUGAAAAACUGGAACACCUGCAUGAACGCCAGGCUUCUGAGUACGAAUCUCUGAUUGCUAAACAUGGAAGCCUUAAAUCUGCACACAAAAAUCUGGAGGUGGAGCACAAGGACUUAGAAGAUAGGUACAAUCAGCUGCUGAAACAGAAAGUGCAGCUGGAAGAGUUGGAGAAAGUCCUCAAGGUAGAACAGGAGAAAAUGCUGCAGCAAAAUGAAAAGCAUGAAACUGUAGCAGCAGAGUAUAAAAAACUUCGUGAUGAAAAUGAAAGGCUUACUCACACAUACAGUCAGCUCUUGAGAGAGAACGAAGUUCUCCAAACCGAUCAUAAGAAUUUGAAAACAUUAUUGAACAAUUCCAAACUAGAACAAACACGAUUAGAAGCUGAGUUCUCUAAACUCAAAGAACAGUACCAACAACUGGAUAUUACAUCGACCAAACUAAAUAAUCAAUGUGAGCUGCUUAGCCAGCUUAAAGGAAAUCUGGAGGAGGAAAACAGACAUCUACUAGAUCAAAUUCAGACACUAAUGCUACAGAAUAGAACAUUACUUGAGCAGAAUAUGGAAAGCAAGGAUCUCUUCCAUGUAGAGCAAAGGCAGUACAUUGACAAGCUCAAUGAAUUAAGGCGACAGAAGGAGAAAUUGGAGGAGAAGAUAAUGGAUCAGUAUAAGUUUUAUGAACCAUCUCCACCAAGAAGAAGGGGCAACUGGAUUACUCUGAAAAUGAGGAAACUGAUAAAAUCUAAGAAGGACGUUAAUCGAGAACGUUUGAAGUCCGUGACGCUUACGCCUACCCGUUCAGAAUCCAGUGAAGGAUUUCUUCAGCUGCCCCACCAGGACAGUCAGGAUAGUUCCUCUGUGGGCUCAAACUCUCUAGAAGAUGGCCAGACCUUGGGGACCAAAAAGAGUAGCAUGGUUGCACUGAAAAGACUGCCCUUUUUGAGGAACAGACCGAAGGAAAAAGACAAAAUGAAGGCCUUCUACCGUCGCUCCAUGUCCAUGAAUGACCUGGUGCAGUCCAUGGUCCUAGCAGGAGGACAAUGGACAGGUAGUUCUGAGCAUCUGGAGGGUCCUGAUGAUAUAUCCACGGGUAAAAGGAGGAAAGAAUUGGGAGCUAUGGCCUUCUCUACUACAGCUAUCAACUUUGCAGCUGUCAACUCUUCUACAGGCUUCAGAUCCAAGCAGUUGCUAAAUAAUAAAGAUACUACGUCCUUUGAAGAUGUCAGUCCACAAGGUAUUAGUGAUGAUUCUAGUACAGGAUCAAGAGUUCAUGGAGUUCAGGACAUUAUCUGUGCAGAUGCUCUUGCUCCUCCUGUUCGUGGCAUUUCAACAAUGUGCAAGGUUCCUUGUCAAAUCUGUUCUUCGAGACCAGCCAGCCUUGAUAGUGGCAGAACAUCCACUAGCAAUAGCAAUAACAAUGCUUCACUCCAUGAAGUCAAAGCAGGUGCUGUUAACCAAAGUAGGCCACAGAGUCACAGCAGUGGCGAAUUUAGUCUGCUACAUGAACACGAGGCUUGGUCCAGCAGCAGCAGCAGUCCCAUUCAGUAUUUGAAAGGUCAUACGAGGUCUAGUCCUGUGCUCCAGCAAAGAACUCCUGAAACACUGGAUAGUCGUGGAAAGAAGAUCAAAACUGGUUCUCCUGGAAGUGAAGUUGUUACCCUGCAACAGUUUUUAGAAGAAAGCAAUAAGAGUACCUCAAGUGAGAUGAAAUCUGCAAGUGAAGAGAAUCUUUUAGAUGAAGUUAUGAAAAGCUUAUCUGAGUCUGUGGAGCUGACAGGAAGGGAAAAGAUGCGAAAACAGCCAUCUGCUGGCUGUGGUAUCGUGAGAUCGUUAAGUGUAAAAAAUACAGUUGAUUUCUUAGAUGGACGAUCCAUGAAACCAGAACAACUUGUCAGGCCCAGCCUUCGUAAAACAGAGGAUACCUACUUCACUAGCUCUCCCAUAAAAUUUACAUCGGGCGCUCAAGGGAAGGCUAAAUUGGUUAAAGACAAGUUACAAGCAACUGCGUCACAGCGACAAUCAAGAGAUUGCAAUCCUUAUGCUACCUUACCUCGUGCAAGCAGUGUGAUUUCUACAGCAGAGGGAACUACUCGAAGGACAAGCAUUCAUGAUUUUUUGUCGAAGGACAGUAGGCAACCUGUCUCAGUUGAUCCAGCACCAUCCACCGCUGACAGAAGCAUUCCAUCAACCUCCAGUGAGUACUCAGCACACCAGUUAUCCUCUAAUUUUUUUCACUGUGUGGCUUACAGAGUAGAUUGUGUUCCACAGAGCGAUGUGGUUAAACCACGUAAUUUAGGAUGUAACUCUGAUGUGCCUCAGACUUCAAGAAUGGAAAGGUCAAAUUUUUGUGGGAGAACUUCGCUAAGCACAAAUGCGUUUAAUGAUAAAGUCAGUGUACCUGGUAAUGACAGCACAGGGUCAUUUACUGUGGUGCAGCCAUUUUUAUCCCUUAACACUGAAUUAGUUAGUAAUAUUAGUGCAUUUCCUCAAAGAUCUGCAUCAAAACCAACUGAUCAGGCAAAUCUGUCAGCAUUUAGAUCUGUAUCAAAAAAUCAGGAACAGCCUUUUGCUGAUCAGAAAUUGGAUCACGGUGACCUACGGUCAGUUCAAACUAGUGAAUGUGUUCCUGCCACCAGUGUAAACACCAGUGAGGCUGAGUCCCCACUGCUGGUUUCUGAGGAUAAUAAAACUGUGUGGUAUGAGUAUGGUUGCGUAUGAUAAGGAGAUUGUAUUACUACAUAUAUAGAGAGUCUUAUCGGUGGGGUUCUCAGUGUCCACUGGAUUUAGAGAAAAUUUCACUGCAAUGAAACCCAAUUUGUUUUUAGGUCUAUGGGUGGUUGUGUACUGAGAACAACGGCACAGGGCUCAUUUGUGUACUCUGGCAUGUUUGAAUGUAAAAUUGUAACCUCACCAAAGUUUGCAUGAAACGUUAAUUGCACUGUAUAUAUUUUGCAUGCCUUUACAAGUUUUUAUAAUGCAAGCUAUAUUUUUAUUUGUUGCGCAUUACAAAUAUUUUGAUUUUUUUUCCUGUAUAUGAAUGCAUGUUAAACCAGUCGCAUGCUGCAUUGCCAAAAAUGGCCCAGUGAACAACGUGCUUUCCAGUUCAAAGUCAGUACUCAUCAGUUGUGCUUGUGCUUUCAGAUGUAUCAGUAACACAUUGGUUAUGUAUUUGGAGUGAAAAUACCUUUUUUCACCUUCUUUGAAAAAAUGAGAUACGAAUGAAUGGAAGUGUUAAGAGAGAUUUCCGCGUCUCGCUCUUUUCAUUUAUGCUGUGCUCUAGCAUAAGUGCACUUUCCACAAGCAACAAGUUACAGCCCAAUAAUUCAGUGCCUCUAGCUUGCACAAAACAUUAAUUACUGUUCAUACUCAUUAAAGUAUUUGACCAUCAAUAAAUAUAAAGGCCAUUCAUAAACCAAAACAUAAAUGAUAAUUCUUACAAAGGGGUAAUAAAUAGUCACAUAAUGCGCAGCACUUGUAAUGAAAAAAUGACCCUUUCCACCUUUUCCCUUUCGUCUGCUUCGUCUUUCCAUGCCUGGUGUACAAAUGUGGUGAAGUGUAUGGUUUUAUUAGGAGUCAAAUAGCAGAGUUCCGUGAGACUCCUUGGGACGCACGGUAAUAAAAACCUGUAUUGAUUAUGGUGGAAAUUCAUUUUUUCUCCUUAAAUAGAAGUAACACUACUGUAACAGAAAACAAGCUGUGUAACAAAAUAACAGAAAAAAUAUUAAGUUAGCACAAGGAAGUAAAAGAAGAAUUAACAUAAAGGUUGCUUGCAAAAUUACAGGACUAUAGGAAUGCUUAAGCCAUUAACUCAUUAAAUUCCAGAUGCCUAGCUAAAGAGAAAUGUUGAAGAGUAAUGACUUAAUAUACCAAUGUUUCUGCAGUUGCUUGAAACUUCUUAAUCAUAAAUAUAAGCAGUUUCAAGUUGUAUUGUACUUAAACUACAGUUAUGUGAGGCUUUAGACCUAAGCACUUUUUUAUGCAAGAGGAAACAGUUUCUGACAGUGAUUGUAGGCCACAAUUACAUGAGUUAUACAAAACCUUAAUGAAAAUAUAUCAAGAAGGAAAAUAUUUAAAAUGGAAAAUAAGUAUUGAAAAUAAUGAAGGUCGCAUUCUGAUUUUUAGAAUUGAACUUAUGUUGCCAGCAGUUCUGUGACAGUCAUGGGUCACGGUACUGCUGUGUGUGUUGAACUUUAAUUCUGUAGUGUUUCCCCUGGGAGAGGUAGAAGUGCUCCAAAUACCCAGUUCCCCAAGGAAAAGCAGCGGACAUCUUGUAUGUUAGUCGGCAAGGUCUCCACAUACAGGAGAAUUGUUAAUAAAAUGUGGAGAUAGCCCUCUCCAGACCUCAGCUGCAUUUUGAGGUGGGGAAAGGGAGCAAGUGGGGAAGACUGGAUGUCUCAGAGAUGUUCUGUGUAGGGUAAAAUUGCAAAAUGUAAACCAACCACCCUUUACCGUCAUCUGUUACUGCUGGGCUGAGACUUUCAUUUCUCUUCAGUGCUGUUCACAGUGUGCUGUUAGUUAUUGCUGUAUUCCUUCUACAGUGGCCUCACCGUUAAAAAUAACCAAGCGCAAAUCUGAAACACAAUCUUAAUUUCACACGCGUUCACCCUCACACAGCAAGGUCAAUGUUGGGACUUUGGGUCCUGUCAUUUGGCUUCAUUUCCAUUAACACAUAGAUGUGUUUGAAUUUGCUCUGCAUUGAACAGCACCGAUAUCUGAAGCGAUGCAUGCAUAACGUAUUUUGCAAUUAUUUAGGGAAUGAUAGAGAAAAUCUUCUUAGUUCUGAGACUGCUUAUUGUAAACUCAUACUGUGCUACCAGGGUCUGUAUUUUUCUUAACUGAUGGCAAAGCUAUGUCUUGUAGCAAGUCUGCUGCUCCAGGCAGAACAAGAUUUGUAGCCAGGGGUCCUGUCGUCUAUUUAGAUUAGCUGCUGUUGUUCCAGAAAUCAGAUAAGCUUUCAAACAUGCUCUUACCUUCUUUGCCAGUCUUACCUGGCUUAGGUCCUUAGACUGUCACAGCUACAAAACAUACCGGUGUUGGCUCCAGGUAUGUUUAUUAAGAACUCCGCAGUGUGACUGCUGAACCCCAACUGUGAUCAUGAGCAGCACACAGGUCAAAAGAGAAAUUUUAAAGGUUGCCCCUGCAGAGUGAAAUGAAAGCUUGUGAACAAGGCAACAGAACACAUUUUUUUCCUGUCACUUCCCAUGGGGCACUUGGGUUUGCAUAAUUUCCUUUCUUUCACAUACAAACCGAAUCUGAUUGUGAAUAUUUAUGCCUGGAAUUUAAUGCCUUUUCAGCCUGUGUUUUACCUUACUGCAUUGGGAGGGGCUGCGCUAAAACAGCUUUUCUUUUAAACACAAAGGGCUUCAGAAUAAUGGGACUGUUAGUGUCUUUGAACACUAGUGCUACACAUCCUCUAUGGGAGAUCUAGACUAACCUUGUCCAGCUCAAGCUACUGUCUUGCAUUGUUUUAUUAAAUGGUAAUGAGUGACAGUUCAGUUCUGAGAUUAACAACUUUUUGUGCUCCUAUUUUUGCUCCUUGAGUUCUGCUGCAGCAGCGAAAACAAGCUGCUGGAGAGUUUCUAAUGUCUCUGAAAAAUAAACUGUCCACAUUUGUUAUAUAUGAAAGCAAGCAAAUGCUUUAAUGUACAGAAGGAUCAUUUUUUCCUCUCCUUUUUGGUCUUUGCUCUUUAACAAUACAUACAUCAUGUGUCAUUCAGUCUAUGCUCACGUAGCAGAAGGGUCUGUGAAAUUCCUCGCAGGCCCCGUCACUGCUUCUCCUCAGCCAGUCCAGUGGCUGUCUGUAAAACACACCUGCACUCACUCAUCGUUCAGUCCCUACUGCCUUUAAAAAAAUAUAGGUUAGGAAUUUGCACGGUCAUUAUAAACACUAAACGUGAUUGCCAACCAAAAAAGGUUUUGUUGUUCAGUAAUGUGCUUGCAGUGAAAGGUUUGCACGACGCUUUGCUUUAAGUGGAGAGUAAAUUACAAGACUGCAUUUUUGCAUGUUCGGGCUGUUGCAUGCGAAGAUUGUUUUCUGUUUUGCAGAAUUGAAUGUAAACAUUUCUGUCAGUGUGUGUAGCAGAAGAUAAAUGCAAAGAUGAGUUAAGUUCUGCUAGGUUCAGUCAGCCUGGGUUACAUCUGGGUUUUGUUUUCCUUUUCACACAAGCAGAAACUUAGGGUUAGUCUGACUAGAAGUUAAGCGUAUCUCAUUGUGGCUUUGAAAACAAUACCUGUUUAUUCUAAAUGCUAAGGUAAAUUUUAAUGAGCAUAGCUGAGUAGGCCUUUCCAGUGAGUCUCUUCUAUCCCUCUUCUCUCUUCUUUCCUCUAAAAAAAGUGUUUAUAUAUCUUUUUGCUCUACUAAUAAGUAGAAUGUAUUUUAAUGCAUGAGGGGUUUUUUUCGUGUCCUGAUCAACACAAUGAAUAACAUGAAAUGCUUUUC
Cuculus canorus (common cuckoo) is the source of this 10465-nucleotide messenger RNA. It is a transcript of the gene CCDC88A, whose product is annotated as coiled-coil domain containing 88A. Gene Ontology annotation, cellular component: cytoplasm; centrosome. The transcript is spliced from 32 exons. The record is from RefSeq and is a predicted model, not a curated record. Gene Ontology annotation, molecular function: dynein light intermediate chain binding; microtubule binding. Bases 544 to 6744 code for a protein of 2066 amino acids. Gene Ontology annotation, biological process: cytoplasmic microtubule organization; cytoskeleton-dependent intracellular transport. NCBI's taxonomy places the organism in Eukaryota, Metazoa, Chordata, Aves, Cuculiformes, Cuculidae.